Messenger RNA from Cottoperca gobio, 1526 nucleotides. It is a transcript of the gene anks4b, whose product is annotated as ankyrin repeat and sterile alpha motif domain containing 4B. The record is from RefSeq and is a predicted model, not a curated record. Bases 1 to 1290 code for a protein of 429 amino acids. Gene Ontology annotation, molecular function: protein binding. NCBI's taxonomy places the organism in Eukaryota, Metazoa, Chordata, Actinopteri, Perciformes, Bovichtidae. The transcript is spliced from 2 exons. Gene Ontology annotation, biological process: brush border assembly.
AUGUCUAGGUACCACAAAGCAGCGAUUGAUGGAUACUUGGACCUAUUAAAGGAGGCCACGAGGAAGGAUUUGAACACUGCGGAUGAGGAUGGCAUGACUCCCACCUUACUAGCUGCUUUCCACGGACAUGUCGAUGCUCUUCAGCUCAUAUGCAGCAGAGAGGGAGACCCCAACAGAAGUGACAUCUGGGGAAACACACCAUUGCACCACGCUGCAGCUAACGGCCACAUGCAUAUCCUUAGCUUUCUGGUGAACUUCGGUGCUAACCUUUUUGCACUGGACAAUGAAUCCCACACAGCUAUGGACGUUGCUGCUUCUCGUGACCGCAUGGACUGCGUGCGCUUCCUUGAUGCUGCCGCCUCACAGCAGACCAACCAAAAUCCCAAGAAGGUCGCCAAUCUAAAGAAGGAGGCCGUCAAAGAAGCGGAGAAGCAUGUGAAACUCUGUGAGAAGGUGAAGAAGAAACAUCAGAGCAAGAUGGAUAAAAUGCACCGGGGAGUGGGCAAUACUGGGUCUGUCUCAGAGACCAGCAUGGCAUCAGCAUUCUCAGACGGUGGUACCAUGUCCGGCAUCAACGAGCAGUUCUCCAAGCUUAUUGCUGCAGAUAAAUCUGGCUCCCUUACAGCCAGGUUUAAAGGCACGUUCCAGAAGAAGCUUGGGAAGAAAGGCACACUGCAGAGAUCAGGAGGGGAUGGGAACGUUGUUUUCCUCAAACAGGAGAAUGUAGCGUCUGAGCAGCCAGAGUUUCUGGAAGUCUUCAACGAGCAGGAUGAGAGCAUGUUAGACAAAAAAGGAAUGACUGGCUUUGAAGAUUAUUAUGACGAUGACGAACCAGAACAAGUCAAACAGUCCAUCUUCAACCGGCCCGGCCUUGGAGGUCUGAUUUUCAUGAAGAAGAUGGGGCUGGAGUCAGAGGACAUCCCCAGUGGGAACAAUGAAAAUCUUGGCUACCUCAUUCAGAACGAGUUGCUCGAGGCAGAGGAAGAUGCGGCUGGCUUCGAGGGGAAUGAUGCGGAUCUGCCCUGGGAUCAGGAAGACCUGGGACUGGAUGAUGAUGAAGAUGAUGACACCUCUCCUUUGGAUGGAUUCUUGUCUGCCAUCUCAUUGCCAGAGUUUGCCCCUGCAUUCAGUAGAGAGCACCUAGACCUGGAGGCGCUGCUGCUUUGCUCUGAUGAAGACCUGAAAGGCAUUCGCAUCCAGCUAGGACCCAGGAAGAAGAUCCUAGAAGCUGUUGCUCGCAGAAAGAAUGCACUGGAGACGCCGGGCAUUAUGAAGGACAGCUGCUUGUGAUCUAAAAACUUGAACAGUGAAUUUUAAACCGUCUGAAAAUCAAAAUGAGUCUGAUUCACAAUUUAAAGUGUCAAAAUUAUUCUACAAUAUUGUGUAAUGCUCUGUUUAUAAAGUUUUAUCCAUUGGUUAAAACAGCAUGACAGGAGUGUCAGGACCUACAAUAUCAAGAAUAACCUCCAUAAAUCUGUAUGAGCAUGAGUAUGAGCAACUGAGAAAUGAGAAAAAAACAAUAGAUA